Messenger RNA from Perkinsus marinus ATCC 50983, 651 nucleotides. RefSeq lists its product as hypothetical. The transcript is spliced from 7 exons. NCBI's taxonomy places the organism in Eukaryota, Perkinsozoa, Perkinsida, Perkinsidae. Bases 1 to 651 code for a protein of 216 amino acids. The record is from RefSeq and is a predicted model, not a curated record.
AUGAUCGGCUGUAGGAGAGUCGCCAUUGAUGUUCUCAAUGGGCUCAUCUUCCUCCUCUCCAUUAUAAUGUUUUACACGGCUAUGGGCAGUCUGGCCCAUAUGGACGUGAACGACCUCAUAAUCGAUCCGUUCAUAUUCAAGGCAAUAGUCCAGGCUAUCGCUGACCAUGAUGGUAACUAUUAUGAUACUCACCCAGAAGCAGAGGCCCAUGAUUAUCUCGUUCGAUACCAGCGUGGAUUCAUGAAGCUAUGGGAGCUCGCUGAAUGUGUUGGAGGAGGGUGCAGUACUUUUGACUGCUCAGAGGAGGACCCCUUACAUUUCCAGUCAGUUCUCUGCCCUAUGGACACUAACUUCCAGACCUAUCUCGAGAGCUUAUUUCUGAUAGCCAAUGCGGAACUCUCCGACGAGUUUAUAAUGGAAUGUCGACAGUGGCUCAUUGCUGAGGGCCAAGGGCCGAUUCCUCCCCCAGAUACGGACCCGAUAGCUCCAGAAGUGGCUGACCCAUACGGUACUUCUGUGAUCACUAGUGAUGAUCUCUUAAGUGACUUAUCAGGGGGCAUUACUGCGUGCAUCUGGUUGGUAGGCUCGGCUCUUAACAAUCGAACCGAUCUCCCCUCUAGGCUGGCCUGUUGGCCAUUCUCCAACUAUUAA